This is a messenger RNA of Aspergillus pseudonomiae, 958 nucleotides long. RefSeq lists its product as uncharacterized. The record is from RefSeq and is a predicted model, not a curated record. The coding region runs from base 87 to 761 and encodes 224 amino acids. The transcript has a single exon. Lineage: Eukaryota; Fungi; Ascomycota; Eurotiomycetes; Eurotiales; Aspergillaceae.
UCUGUGCUCAAGUCGACCUUGCUCAUUCAUUCACUUGUCUGGAUAUCUUGGUGCUUUCUUGAACUGUCGAUCUUUUUUCGCCCAAGAUGCCUUCUAUCAAACCAACUCUCCACCCAUUGCAGACCCCCCGGACUAUGGUCUUUCCAUCCGAGCUCCAGGAAGACUCAGGAUCUUCCAGCCUUUCAGCAGGCAACGGAAGGGGGGAUGAACCACUCUCGACACCUAUCACACCUCCCGCGGCCUACACAGAGUUUCUCAAGAAGUUUCAGCCGAUCUUAUCCCCCAUCACGGGGGAGCCUGACUUUUCCAAGAUCCACACCCUGAGGGAAGGCCGCUCCACCACAUCAAAUUCUCCAACGUCCCAGCCCGCAUCACGCCCAACCAGUGCAGUCAGCGGCACCUUCAGCUUCAAUGGUGAAUCGUCUAGAUCCGCCGCCGCUUCACUGCCACCACCCACCCCGUACACAGCACCUCCAGUGCGAAGAGACCCGAGGAGCCUGCGGGCUUUACGUAUCCCGCCGCCUCCCAGGUAUUCACCGAUUACUGAGGCUCCCAGGAGUGCACACACCCUCUAUUCACCUUACUCUGCGUCUCCGUCGGACUGGAGAAUGCGUUAUUGGGACGGUCCGCACAGCGCCCUUCCCAGUGGCAGAUUCAGCGUGCGGCAUGUCAUUACUCAUACCAUCACCUUCAAACGAACACAGCUCGAGGACCCUCCGAAGGGAAAGCGGAGAAAGCGUGAGGACUCUAAUGAGCCUUAGAAAUUCUAAUGUCCGGUCUCAUGAAAGUUUAUUUUGGAAACGGUCAGGUGCACUAGCGCAGGCUUUCGGCGUUUGGUGUUGAGGAAGCUGCUUUUACUUAGGCUUAGCGAUGAUUAAUUUGAUUUCCUUGAUCUUUUUGCAAUGCGGGGUCUUCUCUACUAUGUCCUUAGAAAAUCGACAUGUUGCCCUGGUGGCUG